Molecule: messenger RNA, 2646 nt
Organism: Mizuhopecten yessoensis (Yesso scallop)
Lineage: Eukaryota; Metazoa; Mollusca; Bivalvia; Pectinida; Pectinidae
Exons: 9
Coding region: 161-2371 (736 amino acids)
Source: RefSeq, a predicted model, not a curated record
CUAUAUGGAGUGACGGUUCGUGAUAUCAGACGAUAUUCGGUAUCAAAUCUUCAUGCUACAAUGAUCACUACAGUCACUUAUGGAAUGAACAGAAAUAAACGUUAGUUAAACAAGACAUCGACAAUGAAUGCAGUAGCGGAACACUGUGGUGACUUAAAACAUGGAUAUAGUAAAGGAGGAAGGAAGUGCAGCUAUAUCAAAGGAACAAACGCAUAGCCUCCGACUGGUACUAUUUAUUAAUGAACAGGGAUCAUUUGCUUUGAAAGAGCGUCUGGUAUACGAAGUUUUCAAUCAUUCAAUUCAGAACAAAAAGAUUGAACUCCAGAGCAUAUUAUCACAGCCACAGUUUGAUGAAUUGUUUUCGAAUCAAUCCUGCCCACAUUUCGGUACGAUAUCUUUAGAUGUCCAACGCAUCAUCAGUGCUACUGUGUUUGGUCUUCCUAGCGUACCGAGCAAACACGAUGUUCUACUUAAAACCCAUUUGGAGGGUGAAGGCCUUAAUAUGUUUCUCAGUGGCUUCUCAGUCCAAAUCCGGACGAAGAAAGUACUGAGCAAAAAGCAGCUUGGCUGUCUUUAUCCAUUGGUGCAUUUUAACAAAUUAGAUAUAACGCUACUGAGUUUUUUGUUAUUUGAAAUCUUCGGUAUCAAACCAACAUCUUCAUCUUUUACCCAAUUGCCACAACAACAUCACAUACAGAUAGGGGACGACAUUUUACGACUUCGGUUGUAUCGGAACGCAGUAUCACAUGGAGGUGUUACUGGAAUUAAUCAAGAAGAGUUCGAUUCUCUAUGGAAAGAUAUUUCCGGAGCCCUCAUUCGUAUACUAGGCGUCGAGUAUAAGUCCCGUGUAGACGAAAUGAAGUCAAAGUGUAUCGAUGGUCCUAUGUUAUCAACCUAUCGGAAGCUGAUUGAUCAGUGGCACCAGGAAGACCUAGAAACUCAGAGAUCUCUAGACGAAAUCCGGCAAGCAGUUAUAGAUUUUAGAAAAUGUGUCGGUCACAGAGACUACCAGCACCGAAUUUGGUGGAAAUCUCAAUUAAUGGAAGUUACAAAGAAAAUCAAAGAAACCCUACUUCAAAGCUCUAAAACGCUUUCAGAGACAGACACAAACAGAGAAGCGUCGGGGCACUUACAGAACGCCUUACUGUUUGCAAACCGUGCAGACAUGCUGCGGGCUUGCCACCUCUUGGAUAUGAAUGGCAUCCCUUUCAAAACACACACAGGUUCAUCGUUGGCACGAAGUGCAAGUUCUGUUGGGUCUGGGAGCAGCCACAGGGAAAGGCCUGUUGACACACAGACGAAAGAGACACGCAAGAAGGAAUGUAGCUCAAAAGAAUAUUCUACGACGCGAACGUCUAAAUCUUCAAAAGGGAGACGCCGAUGGACCGGUCCAGUUCUUUACAAGAGCGAUGUAAUGCAGACUACAGAAGAUUCCGGUACACCAACAGAUGUUGAACUUUUAUGUAAAGUAAUGCAACAUACACCAACAUCAUCGUUAGAUGAACUGUCAUUCCUGACGAAGAAUUUUGAGAUACACACACCGACCUCGUCGUUGGAUGCUGCUGAUCUUGAUGCUAUGGAGGUAUGCUCUGUGUUCUCCACUGUUGUAGACUUACCUGAGUCGUUACGAGAUAUUACACGAUGUAGAAAUGGCCAGCCAUCUAGACAGCACUACCGACGGUCGAAUACUCAUGACGUUAGCAACGCCUCAGCUCCUCGUACAGAAAGCAUUAACAGAGAAAGUAACAUAUACAAGCGAGAGCAAAGGUUGGAAAGAAGAAAACUGCGAAAGAUGGAGAAGGGAGAUAUUGAUGAAAUAACAGAAGGUGAUGCUCAUCAAAGAGAUCUGAAGGAUUAUCGCAUUUCCCGACCUGACACUCCUGUUCCUUUUUACUACGUUCGUGAAAAUAAAGUUAGCAAAGGACACACGCACCCUCCUGUAACUACACCACAUUUCCUAGAGUCAGAGGAGUCACAAGACUUCCGUGACCGACAACAGAAUAAACGUUGGACUACCCAUCCGACACGCCAUUCAAUGAGGACAAAUGGUACUAACAAGAACAGACGCAGGAGCGCUAGUGACGUCCACCCGGCAUCCUUUACCUCCAUCCAGAAACGGAUCCUAGACAGAUACGGAGGUCUGGAUUUUUCUGAAUUUACAGACAAACCCUCAAAGCAGCUGGGAUAUCCACGUAUUAAUGAAACAGGCGAUGACUGUGAAGACAUCUUGCAAGAUCCAACACGUCAAAGUCGGGAAUCAUUCAAACCAAGAGAGAUACAGAAAAACCACACAAAAGCGGACAUGAUGUCUUGUACUAAAGGUGUGAUGUCAGCCCUUAAGGGAUGCGUGUCUAAGCCAUCGAGAUUAUAGAGACUCCUUGUUACGUUGCUACUUUACAAAGACAUGCUCAACUAUGUGAAUGUAUUCAGCAUUAUCUUCAUUGCAUUUACUUUGGACUGCACAUGACGUGAUUGACCAGUACUUGUUGUAAAAUAUAGUCAACAGCUAAUCAAUGAAAGGAGAUUUGUAAGGAGUGUAAAUAUGUCAAAUGUACAUGUCCUUAACAUGUAAUUAAUGUUUGUAAGGUUAGUUUAUACAAAUGUCAAAAUCUUUCUUUGCUUUGUCCUUUAGCAAGUUUAUUAACA